Molecule: messenger RNA, 3453 nt
Organism: Sinocyclocheilus rhinocerous
Lineage: Eukaryota; Metazoa; Chordata; Actinopteri; Cypriniformes; Cyprinidae
Product: oxysterol-binding protein-related protein 6-like
Exons: 23
Coding region: 150-2780 (876 amino acids)
Cellular component (GO): cytosol; nuclear membrane; perinuclear endoplasmic reticulum
Molecular function (GO): cholesterol binding
Source: RefSeq, a predicted model, not a curated record
GAAACUGUCCGGCUGUGUGAGUUUCAUUGUGAAGAAGUGCGACAGAAGCUUUAUAAUCAGUUACUGGUGAACUCAGCAGAGCAUUUGUUAUUUGAUGGAAGCAUCCAGCCUGGAAUAGACCGACUUCUAAACACAUACUGACUACAUCAAUGGCUGACUACGGACAUCCUCUGGGUAGCAGCCAAUCAGUGAGUACUCUGGAUAAAUCAGUGCUCAUCUCUGCUGUUAAACCCACACACUCCCGUAAUGGCAGCACAGGAUCUCCACGCCACUCACGACAGAACUCCAGGGAUUGGGAAGUAAUAUCAGAUGCAGAAUGUUCUGCAUCUGUCGCAGGAGCGAGUAUGGCCAAUAACACUGUUCCAGGCAUUUGUGAGGGAUUCCUCAUGAAAAAGCGCAAGUAUCCUCUCCAGGGCUGGCAUAAGAGAUAUUUUGUAUUGGAUAAGGGGACUCUCAGAUAUUCAAAGACUCAACAGGAUAUUGUCAGAGGCAAGGUUCACGGUGCUUUAGAUGUUAGUCUUGCGGUCAUGUCUGUGAACAGGAAAUCUAAGCGCAUCGAUCUUGAUGCUGGCCACAGCUUGUACCAUGUUAAGGCAAAGAGUGACGAUAUCUUCUACAUCUGGCUGACCAAACUGACUGCCCAUCGGCAUUUCAAGAAAAGCGAGGCUAUAAACCUGCACCACGGGGUCCUUCAAGCCCUCUCGACAGGAACCAGCAGCACUUUGCCUGCCAUGGCGAGUCUUGCACAGAGAAACCGAGUGAUGGUGCCACAUUAUCAGAGCUCAGUAUCAUUGGUUGGGUCAGAGAUGCAGGGUUCCCCAUCAGCCUCUUCAUCUCAAGGAAAUACUAAAGUAUCUGAUUGGCUCAAACAGACACAGGAAGCUGACGUGUGCCAGCAAGAACUUGCCAGGUGUCAGCUGGAUUUAGCUGAGCUCUCGAGUUUAAUCCAGAAACUUCACUGGCAUGAGGGUGGUCUUCCCAUCACAAACACGGACCUUGAACAUCGAAUCAGCAUGCAGAAUCUUAGUCUUGAGAAACCCAAAAAGAAGUCUGGAAAGAUCUGGGGUCACUCACGAACGCUGUCAAGAGUCGAAUCGCUUGGCUUUUUUUCUUCGAGCCACUUGGGCACAUCAACUGGCUUGGCUGCUUCCCUUCAGUCCAUCCCAGAUUACGUUUACUCCCAGCUGUCCACGCCUGCGGUCUCCUCACCAGAAGGAAAGCAACUGCAGUUAGACAUCUGUGCCUUGUGUGACAAAGUACAUUCGUCUUUAAAAUCCAUCCAUGAAUCCCUAGCUGUAGAGCGUGAGCGUGUCAGACAGGCUUGGGCCGGACCUGACCUUCGGCAGUCAACCUCAGAUCAGUUGGCCACAUUGUGCACGACCCUCUCAGAGCUUGAGCUGCAGUCACGUUUAACCAGAGUUCACUCUGUAUCACUGUCAUCUGAUUCCUCAGACGAGUCCUACUGUACUGUGCGCCAGGAUCAGGACACCCCCUCUCAGGACCGUAAGCUGUAUCGUACACCUUCAGUAGCAGACUCUACAGUAGAGUAUUUUGAUGCCAGUGAGGUGGUUUGUGAGAAUUUGUCUGAAAAUGAAACAUCUGAUGAAUCUGGAUUGAGUGAUGUCACCACAAGCAACUCUGAACCAGAGGAAGGCCACAAUAACAGCCAUAUCGGAAUCCUCUCCAUCCUGUACAACAACAUCGGGAAGGAUUUGUCACGGGUCUCCAUGCCAGUGGCUCUCAAUGAACCGCUUAGUUUAUUACAGCGUGUCAGUGAAGAGCUGGAAUAUUCUGAACUCCUGGAUAUUGCCAACCACACAGAUGACCCUUUCGAAAGAAUGGUUUAUGUGGCUGUGUUCUCUAUUUCAGGCUAUGCCUGGGCCAGCUGGCGUAAUCGUUACAAACCCUUUAACCCUGUUCUAGGGGAAACGUAUGAGAAUGUGCGGGAGGACCAUGGUUUCAGUUAUAUCGCAGAGCAGGUCAGUCAUCACCCACCUCUGUCUGCCUGCCAUGCAGAGUCUGAUAACUUCAGCUUUUGGCAAGACCAGAGAUGGAAGAAUAAGUUCUGGGGAAAGUCAGUGGAAAUCGUUUCAACUGGAAUGGUUAAUGUCACUCUGCCAAACUACGGUGAUCAUUAUGAGUGGAAUAAGGCAGUCACUUGCAUCCACAAUGUGUUCAGUCAGCAAAGAUCGCUCGAGCACUACGGUGACGUCGUCAUUCGUAACCUCAACAACGAUGAGUGCACCUGCAAGAUCACAUUUGUCAAAUCGCGUUACUGGGGUGACGAUAGCAACAAGAAUGAAGUGCAGGGCACCGUCCUUGACCGCGCUGGCAGAGUGCUUCACCGCUUUGGGGGAUCAUGGCAUGAAGGCAUCUUCUGUGAUACACUUCCCAACCCACAAUGCAUUUGGAAGCCCAAUCCUCAACCAGAUGAUUACUUUGACUACUAUGGCUUCUCCCAGUAUGCCAGAGAGCUCAAUGACCUGACGCCUGACAUAAAGGAUAAGUUGCCCCCGACAGACACUCGUUUCCGUCCAGACCAAAGGCUUCUUGAAAAGGGCAAAGUGGAAGAAGCUGAUAAACGCAAGGAUGAAAUAGAGGAGAAACAACGUGAAAGACGUAAGGCAAUGACCAAGAGGGGUGAAGAGCAUGUUCCACGUUUCUUUGUAAAAACCUUAGAUCACGCUGGAAGAGAGGCGUGGGUGACAAAUGGAAUUUACUGGAAGAUUCGAGAAAAUCCAGGAUUUGCCAGCACUGAAAAUCUGGAUUUGUGGUGUUGAUGGAAUUGAAGUCCUGCGAUUUAUGAUAUCCCAGUAUUCUGUUCGCGAAACUCGUGAAUUUUGGCAUGUCAGUAUGGUUAGUGUAUGUAUAUAAUUAUAUUUUAUAUAACGGUUGUGAAUUUUAGUAUAAACCAUAGACUUAAAAGGCAAUGUAGGAAUGGAGUUUCGGUGCUUUUUAAUCUAAAUUGUGAUAUUCCUAAAGCCAUACCACCCUAAUUUUUAGUGAUUAACACACACACACCUAUUUUUAAAUCAUCAAAAAUACUCUCCAUAUUAUGUGUAAUGAAUAGAUGUCUUAAAAAUAUUUUUCCCCCUUUUUUUUUAAAGUAUUUUUUUAUUGAAAGAUAAGGUCUAAUGUCAGGGACUUUGAUAUACAUAAUAGAAUUUAGUACAGAAUGUUUCCCAUUUUAAUAGACCUGUAUGUGUAAAUUAUGCAUGUCUAUACUGUUUGCUGUAAGUUAUGCUUUUUACCAGAUGGAUUUAAUUAUUUCUGCUAGAAAAUCUUGCAUGAUCUCGCUGUAUAAAAUACUUUGUGCAAAUUAAUAUAAUUAAAAUGACAUGUUUCUUUUUGGAUUUUCAACCAAAUCUACUGAAAAUAUUUUGGUGAAAAGUGUAGUUGGGUUAUGUGCAAUUUCUUGUAUGAAUGCAUUUCCAAUCAGAUGAGCCUUGAAUA